AUCAACCACAACAACAACAACAACCACAACAACAACAACAACAGCAGCAACCACAACAACAACAACAACAACAGCACCAGCACGUCCUCAGCCAACUAUUGCCAUACAGAUUAUCAUUAUAGUAGUGUUUGUUCCAGCACUGUCAAACCCUCAAACUCCGGAGUUUAAAAUACUAGCCAUAAAAGUAGAGAGUAUGUUUGAUGAUAUCUAUAGCAAAAAGUUUGGACCUCGUUUCAUCAGGACCAUUGUGAUUGGUUUCAGAUCUGUUGCCAGGACAAAGGCAGACUCAAACGUAGAGGCAGAGGUUCAGUUAGUGUUCAGUGAAGCGUCCACCGAACCAGUCCCCAGCAACACAGACAUUGUGGAGACUCUAAAAGAAGCAGUUACUAAUCCAACUUCAAGCUUCAACCUCCCCCUUGAUCCCACCUCUAUUACUGUCAUUAAAUCACUGCAGAUAAUUCCACUGACCAUCAUCACCAAUGGAACCUUUGUAGCUGCUCUUUCAAAUAAAAAUUCAACUGAAUUUCAGAACAGGGCUUCGUUGAUUAAAACAGGGCUUGAACCUUUUUUCCUGGCUGAUUACCCUAAGUCAUUCAGCACCAUAUCUGUAACAAACUUUAGUGAUGCUGGUGUAAAAUUAAGGAGUGUGCCUAAGAUCCGAAACAGCAUGGAUGUUGUAUUUGGAACGGACGCUGUUCUACCCAAUAGCACCCAGAUAAUGAACACUAUAGUUCGAGCAGCCAGAAACAACACGUUACCCUUCCAGAUCUUCACUUCUUCAAUUAUAAUCAAUGGAACAGAAUUUUCAUCAGCUGAAGUCAGCAGCAGCAUCAGUAUGAUGACCGCUUCCUUCCUGGUUGCGGUGUCACUUCUGGUUCCAUGGAUUCACUGACUUUAACCACUCACGCCAAGAUAACUGAUUCAGAUGGGUCUUGCCUUUCACGCCUGACCAAAUGAAGGACUCAACUUAAGGAUAAAUGUAGCUACUGAUGCUACUUAAUGAGUAGCAAUGAAAGUACAAACUUUAAUAAUUCUAUUCUGAGCACUUUAAACUAGAUCUACUAUAGUGGAUUCCGAAUCAGUUCUGUAUCUGUAUGUAAACAAACAGUAUUGUAUAAAGAACUAUAUAAAUAAAGUCAAAUAAUAAUUUAUAUAAAAGUACAUGCAUGUUUUCACAGAUUUCACUUACUGUAUGUUUGAUUUUUUUUAUUUAUAUUAUUGUUAAUGGAUUACUGAUUCCAAGAACUGUUCUAUUUUGUCAGAUUUUAUUAAAUGCAUAAAUACA
Molecule: messenger RNA, 1285 nt
Organism: Carassius carassius (crucian carp)
Lineage: Eukaryota; Metazoa; Chordata; Actinopteri; Cypriniformes; Cyprinidae
Exons: 7
Coding region: 194-892 (232 amino acids)
Source: RefSeq, a predicted model, not a curated record